Messenger RNA from Sphenostylis stenocarpa, 1452 nucleotides. The record is from the annotation of a GenBank genome assembly. Lineage: Eukaryota; Viridiplantae; Streptophyta; Magnoliopsida; Fabales; Fabaceae.
AUGCUGCCUCACAAGCACACUCUCGUGGUUGUGGCGGCCACGCUGGCGCUGAUGCUCGCAGCAGCAGAUGCAGAUCUGGCCGCCGAGCGAGCCGCAUUGCUCGCCCUACGUUCUGCAGUCGGCGGCAGAACCCUCUUCUGGAACGCCACCAGGGAGAGCCCCUGCACCUGGGCCGGUGUCCAAUGCGAGCGCGACCACGUCGUCGAGCUCCACCUCCCCGGUGUUGCUCUCUCCGGCGAAAUCCCCGUGGGAAUAUUCGGGAACCUGACCCAGCUCCGCACCCUGAGUCUCCGCUUCAACGCGCUGCGGGGUUCCCUACCUUCAGAUCUGGCGUCGUGCGUGAACCUGCGGAAUCUCUACAUUCAGCGGAACCUGCUGAGCGGCGCAAUCCCAGCGUUUUUGUUUCAGUUACCGGACUUGGUUCGGUUGAACAUGGGCUUCAACAACUUCUCAGGCCCAUUUCCCAGCGGCUUCAACAGCCUAACCCGAUUGAAGACUUUGUUUGUGGAAAACAACCAGCUCUCGGGCCCAAUCCCCGACCUGAGCAAACUCAGUCUGGAUCAGUUCAACGUCUCCAACAACCUCCUCAACGGCUCUGUCCCUCUCAAGCUUCAGACAUUCCCUCAGGAUUCCUUUCUUGGUAACUCCCUCUGUGGUCGCCCACUCUCUCUCUGCCACGGAGAUAUCGCCGAUCCCAUCUCCGUCGACAACAACCCCAAGCCCAACAAUAACACCACCAACCACAAGUUGUCCGGCGGCGCCAUUGCGGGGAUUGUUGUUGGAUCGGUCGUCUUUCUUCUACUGCUGGUCUUCCUCUUCAUUUUCGUGUGCAGGAACAAGACUGGCAAGAAGACCAGCGCUGUCGACAUUGCUACUGUGAAACAUCCUGAGGCUGAGGCCCAGGUUGUUGCUGAGAAAGGAGUUCCGGAUGUUGAGAACGGCGGUCAUGCCAACGGCAAUUCUGCUGUGGCUGUGGCGGCGGUUGCGGCGGGGAAUAAAGCGGAAGGGAACGGUAGUGGGGGAGCGAAAAAGUUGGUAUUUUUCGGGAAUGCGGCGAGGGCUUUUGAUUUGGAGGAUUUGCUCAGGGCUUCGGCGGAGGUCUUGGGUAAAGGGACUUUCGGGACGGCGUAUAAGGCGGUGCUGGAGGCGGGGCCGGUAGUGGCGGUGAAGAGGUUGAAGGAUGUGACGAUUUCUGAGAAGGAGUUUAAGGAGAAGAUUGAGGCGGUGGGAGCUAUGGAUCAUGAGAGUUUGGUUCCUCUCAGAGCUUACUAUUUCAGUAGGGAUGAAAAACUCCUCGUCUAUGAUUACAUGCCCAUGGGAAGCUUAUCUGCACUUUUGCAUGGUUCGUCAGCUUUUCCGUUCAUUCUCUCUUUUCAGUUUUUUUCUAUGCUUUGUUUUCACUCAAUUUCGCCCUUUUCCAGUGCUUGGACAAUCAUUACUUACUGCAAUUGA